AUGAAGCCAAGUCCACUGGAUAUGGGCUAUGCCAGACCUCUCGAGUUCGCUCUGUCAAUCGUUGUGAGGACCAGUCCUAGCCCGCUCGACUUUCAGUUCGCCGCCGAUACACUCGUGUCACAAUGGCCUGUACUGAACUUGCGAAUGGAUCCGCUGAAAACGAAAUUCUUGGAUCCGAAAGACCCCGGUGACCUAGCCGAAGUGUGGAAAGGGAAAAUCCUUAAGCAAGAGCUCAGCGAGAUUCUCCAAGUCUCCCCCAAGCCGGACUCACCACAAUUGAUUGACUCCGAGGCAUUCGAUAAGGCGUUAGAUUUUGGGUAUGGAGUCUUGCAUGCAUGGAGGCAGCGAGUAUUCUCUAUACGAACGGUGUUCUUGACCGAUGCCUGCAUAAUAGGAUUCCAGUUUCUGCAGCCUCUUUGCGAUGCAAAUGGUGCUCAUCAAAUAGUCCAGGCUUAUUGUAGCCUGCUUAGGGGAGAAAAGAUUACCCACAGCCUCCAUGCCCGACCACUCUUGUCACUGAAAACAGAAGUAAUCGAAAAAUGCGUGGAGAAGAUUGAGUGUCAUCGAAUCGCAGAUCUGCACAAAUAUUCCAUGAAUCGGACUUGGAUAGCAGGAAUUACGGCCCUCGGGAAACAGAUUGGGCGAAAUAUAUGCUACCCUUCAGCGAGACGGAUCGGCAAGACCUUGUUGGUCCCCCGAGGGCAAAUCCAGAGAUGGAUAGAAGAGGCCGAAAAUAAAAAGGUCAAGGUAACUGAACAUGAUCUCUUGCUGGCUUUUAUCUACAAGGUCAGUGAUGCUACCUGUCAUACAGUUUGCCCCAAAUUGGAGAAGCUCACUAAGACCAUACCUGCACAGGCUUCUUUACACUCACCGACUGCCCACAACUUCGGCUUAACCAUCGAUAUCUCAAAACAACUCCAGUCAGAGGCAAACCUUUCUAACCCCUGGUACAUGAUGCCCCUGCCGGAUCCAAUACCAACAAGCGAAUAUGACUCCCCUUCAUUGGUUCGACUGGCAACACACAUUCGGCGUGCGGUUCACGAAGGGCAGCAAUCAGAAUGCAUCGCAGAGAUAAUCGCUCAGCACAAAAACCCGACGAAAAGACCCAUGGUCCCAAAAUCAUACGGCAGCCGCGCGGCUCAACCGCGCAUCACUUCAUGGAAAAGCCUGCCGCUCUAUGGUCUCGAUAUCGAAGGCGAAUGUCCGCUCUUCGUACAGGGCAGUGUUGACUACUGCGGACUUCUGCGACAGACCAAGACUCACUUGGAUGAUUUGGUUGUGACGUGGAAAGGGCGGAGCCAGGAUGGGAAUGAUGGUGGUUAUUGGAUUCAUGGGAGGCUGCCUGAAUUUGUUUGGAGGCGCAUGGCGAAUGAUUUGAACUGCCAAGAUUAA
Molecule: messenger RNA, 1392 nt
Organism: Penicillium psychrosexuale
Lineage: Eukaryota; Fungi; Ascomycota; Eurotiomycetes; Eurotiales; Aspergillaceae
Exons: 3
Coding region: 1-1392 (463 amino acids)
Source: RefSeq, a predicted model, not a curated record